AUGUCUCGCAAAUUUCUGACCUACGGUGGUAUUACUGCUCUUGGUGGAGCGACUUACUACCUCUACAGCGCUGGAGGCGACCCGAAGCUUGCCGAGAAGAAAGCAGAACACGAUGCGGCGACUGCUGCGCGCAGACUGAGAGGCGACUACCCUGGCCAGGACAAGGAAGCGAAGAAGGCAGCUGAGGAGGGUUACGAGGCAGUACGCGCUACCGCACAACAAUACGCCGACCAAGCCAAGGCGGAGGCGAACAGACUGGAGAAGAGGUUCGAUGCUUACAGCGCCGACGCGAAAAAGCAGUACGAGCAUGCAAAGGUGCUUGCUGAACAAGAGCUGCACCAAGCCGGCAAGCAGGUCAACGCAGCGGCAAACAAGUUUGAUGCCGUCGUCGAGGACAAGGCGGCAAAGGCAACGGGCUGGUUCGGCGGCUGGUUUGGUGGAAGCAAGUAA
Bipolaris victoriae FI3 is the source of this 450-nucleotide messenger RNA. RefSeq lists its product as hypothetical. Bases 1 to 450 code for a protein of 149 amino acids. The record is from RefSeq and is a predicted model, not a curated record. Lineage: Eukaryota; Fungi; Ascomycota; Dothideomycetes; Pleosporales; Pleosporaceae. The transcript is spliced from 3 exons.